GACGAAACCAAUCAAUAUAACAACAUCAUGAAUCAACAACCAGUGGAUCCUAACGUAAAGCAAGAAGCUACCUAUGCUCAACCUCCUCCUCAAUAUGAUCCAAAUCAACAACAACCACAAGCAUACUAUGGUCAACCAACUCAACCAAAUGCCUAUGGUCAACCAUAUCCACAACAACCAUACUAUGAUCCAAGUCAACAGGUACCUGUAGCUUAUGGUCAACCACAACCACAAUACUACACUCCACAACCUGUGAUCGUAGCUCAACCAACUGUUGCCACCACAACUACUACAACUGUUGUGAAUGGUGUUUCUGCAGUUGGAGAAGGCAAACAAGCUGAAGAAGCUUUAAUGUUUGCCUUGUUAGUGACAUUUGUCAUGUGGUUCCUUGGAAUUGGAUUCUGUUUCAGUUGUUUCUUCUUUGUUCCAGUUAUGAAAUUCCGUCGUUCAUCAGAUCCAAGAGCUAAACAAUAUGGACAAUAUGGACAAAUUGGAUUUUUCAUUACUUUAGGACUUAAUAUCUUGUCAGUUGUUGUUGCAGCCAUUAUUAUCAUUGCAAUUAUUGCUUCUUACGCAGCUGCUGCUUCUAGAAUUGCUAAAUAAUAAUUGGAAUAUUUGAAGCUGAUGAUUCAAUUUUAUUAUUUUCAAUUAUUAUUAUUUUGCAGCCAAUAUUUUGAAUAAUAUUGACAAUUUAUAAACAAUACAAAACAACAAUUUAUUUAC
Messenger RNA from Naegleria gruberi, 723 nucleotides. RefSeq lists its product as uncharacterized. The transcript is spliced from 2 exons. The record is from RefSeq and is a predicted model, not a curated record. The coding region runs from base 28 to 603 and encodes 191 amino acids. NCBI's taxonomy places the organism in Eukaryota, Heterolobosea, Eutetramitea, Acrasida, Naegleriidae.